Molecule: messenger RNA, 886 nt
Organism: Puntigrus tetrazona (Sumatra barb)
Lineage: Eukaryota; Metazoa; Chordata; Actinopteri; Cypriniformes; Cyprinidae
Gene: gpx1b
Product: glutathione peroxidase 1b
Exons: 2
Biological process (GO): response to hydrogen peroxide; response to selenium ion; hydrogen peroxide catabolic process
Cellular component (GO): mitochondrion; cytosol
Molecular function (GO): glutathione peroxidase activity
Source: RefSeq, a predicted model, not a curated record
AGAUUCUGCAUUAGUUACCUGCAAGACAACGGUGCGGCACUAAACAUGGCUGAAAUAAAAUCGUUUUACGACAUCACAGCCAAGACCCUCACUGGAGAGGAGUUCAAGUUUUCUUCUUUACAGGGCAAGGUGGUCCUGAUCGAGAAUGUCGCUUCUCUUUGAGGAACGACCACCAGGGAUUACACCCAGAUGAACGAGCUCCACGAACGCUUCUCAGAUAAAGGGCUUGUGAUUCUGGGAGUUCCCUGUAAUCAGUUCGGCUAUCAGGAAAACUGUGCAAAUGAAGAGAUCCUUUCAUCCUUGAAGUACGUCCGUCCCGGCAAUGGCUAUGAACCUAAAUUCCAGCUCUUGGAGAAGGUCGACGUGAACGGGAAAAGCACCCACCCUCUCUUCACCUUCCUCAAGGAGAAGCUUCCGUUCCCGAGCGAUGAGCCAAUGCCCUUCAUGAAUGACCCCAAAUUUAUCGUGUGGAGUCCCGUGUGCAGAAACGACAUCGCUUGGAAUUUCGAGAAGUUCCUCAUCGGAUCUGAUGGAGUGCCAUUCAAACGCUACAGCAGGAGAUACCUGACCAGCAACGUCGAGGGAGACAUCAAGAAACUUCUCAGCAUAGCCAACUAAAAUGGUUUUGUGGUCAAAAGGGUGUCAAAAUAAAUCAAUAUCCCAGCUUCCGCAUUGCAUACCUUGACCUACAUGGGUCUCCAAUGACAGGUCGUGCUCUCAUGUGCAUGAUGUUGCCGUGUUUGGACUUUUACUAUAUGAAGAUGCUCCUGUAAACACGCUUUGUCUGUAGGGAGUAUCUGAUGCAAUGCAAAAGUCUUAACUACGUUUCAUUUAGCUCUUGUAUGGCACAACAUGCAAAUUGGACCAAUAAAUGUUUUCUACUCAA